CUGGAAAGAGAUGAAUUGACCUCGAAAAUCUGGGGAACACUAGCACCUUGCGGCGAAAUUUUAGAAAAAUGCUCUUGCUCAAUCUCAAGAAACUGUCAACCAACGACCCGAUUCAGGUGGAAUACUUCGUGAUCGUCCGACACACGCGCCGCCACGAUGAAACGCAAAGUCGCCGCCUUAGAGAAGGUAGACGCUGAUCUACCAAACCUUCAGCAUAAGAUCAAAAUUGAUCCGUCUUCGUACCGCGAGGACUUCGUCAGCCAAUACUCGCAAUAUGCCUCCAUGCUCGAGCUCUUUCUACAUUCGCCCACGACUACAGACGACACAGGUCUUGUGCGCCUUCGCGAUCUUGUUGAUUUCAUCUCGCAUGUUGCAGAUUGUUAUCCCAAAUUGACGACGACGUUUGCGUCCGACCUGAUCAAGCUGAUCGAGGGCCACCAUGCUACCCUCGAUAUUGAGCUGCGCGACAAGGUCGUGGGUAGCAUCGUGUUAUUGCGCAAGAAAGGCCUUGUAGAGCCCGAAACUCUUCUUCGUACGCUAUGGCCGCUCCUGAUCGCGACGCCAUCAAAAACCUUGCGCGCACUCCUCUUCACAAAGAUCGUGUCCGAGAUGCGCAAUUCGAAUAAGAAGUCAACGAAUCACAAAUUGAAUCGAGUGAUGCAGACGCUUUGCUUUGAUCUGAUUGCCCAGGAUCCGAAAUCGUCCAAGGGACUAUGGGCUGUGAAGCUGACAAGAGAAUUAUGGAAGAGGCAGGUUUGGACAGACGCAAAAGCGGUGAGCAUCAUGGAGGCUGCAGCGCUGGGUGAAAACGCAAAAGUCGUCACUGGUGGCGUGCGAUUCUUCCUCGGAGCGGAUCAAGAACGAGAAGACGCUGCUGAUGAGGUCAGCGAUGAUGAAGAAGAUGUGGACAUGCGAAAACUUCGACAUGUGGCUGGGAUCAAUAAAAAGACCCCGAAGAGGGAUAAAGAACUCAGAGCUGCUGCGGCCAAGGUCAAGCGGAAAGAGAAGAAGAAGAAUGCUCCUACUGUUCUGAAUUUCAGUGCUCUCCAUCUUUUAAACGACCCUCAGGGGUUCGCAGAAAAGCUAUUCCAACGACAUCUCCAACCUUCACAGCCGAAAGUUCGCCUCAAUCUUGACCAGAAGCUUUUCGUUCUACAGCUCGUCAGUCGAUUGGUCGGUCUGCACAAGCUUACCCUCAUUCCGCUUUACUCCUACUUCCUCAAAUUCCUCACACCGCGCCAACCUUCUGUCACUGGAUUCUUGGCCUCUCUGGCUCAGGCAACGCACAGCUUAGUACCUCCCGACGUUCUCGAACCACUCGUUCAGAAAAUCGCCAAUGAGUUCGUAUCAGAAGCUGCGGCGGCGGAGGUGGCGUCCGCCGGUCUCAACGGAAUUCGUGAGGUGUGCAUGCGGCAACCCUUGACCAUGACCGAGACACUAUUGCAGGAUUUGGUCAUGUAUCGUAAAAGCAAGGAUAAAGGAGUACAGAUGGCAGCUCGUGGGCUUUUAUCGCUCUACCGGGACGUUGGAGCUCAAAUGUUGAAGAAGAAGGAUCGAGGUCGGGAUGCAGCGCUUGGUCUACGAGCUGGAGAGAGGCAGGGCCCUAGAUUCGGGGAGGUCGAUGGAGGUGGGAUCGAGGGACUUGAGCUUUUGGAGCAAUGGCGAGAAGAGCAAGGAAUUGGUAGCGACGAAGAUGAGCAAGCAUGGAAGGACUGGGAGGCACAGAGCGACGACAGUGAGAGCAGUGGUGGUUGGGUCAACGUGGAGAGCGAUGGUGAAGAAAUCGACAUUUCCGACUCCGAGGAUGAAAAGCCGAAGAAGGCACCGAAAGCGGACGGGCUCGCCCAAAAGGAUUCCGACAAAGAGAACAAGACCGUUCGAUUUGCAAUCGACGACGACCAAGCACCUGGUGCUGUUAAUCGAAACACUGAACCUGCUGAACCCGAGAUUGCACUCAAGCGGGAAGAAGCCCGAAUCUCAAAUCUGGCUACCACUCGUAUCCUCACGCCAGCCGAUCUGUCGAAAUUGCAGGAGCUGCGCACACAAGCCGCCAUCACAGCGAACAUGCCUUCUGCGAAACGGCGCAAGUUGCAACAGCAGGCCGCAAUCGCUCGUCAUGUCGAUGACGAAGUCACAGCAGAUCACAUUGAGGGUCUUGCAAAGCUCGGACUGAAAGCCACCAAGGAGGAAAAGAUCCGCAUGGCCAAGGGCGAUCCGGACGAGAAGAACGAUCACCGCUCCACCACUGCCAGACGUGUAGAGAAGAAGGCAUCAGAAGGAAAGAGUACGACCAAUAAGGAGAAGGCUCGCAAGAAGAACUUCUUGAUGACGCUCGGCAAGGCAAAGCAUAAGGGCAAGAGGAGUUUGGUUGAACAUCGCAAAAUCCUCAAGGCGCAUGUCGAUAGAAGUCGUAAGGGUGGCAGAAGAGGAAACAAGUAGCUUGUCGUCAUCGCAUCGAAAAAAUUACGAUACAAUCAUAGACAUCCUGUGUAUCUGAACAUCAUCUGCAUAGCCGAACAGCCAUUUUCGUUUCCGAAAGUCAUUACUGUGGGGUUUAGUUAGAAGGUCUACCACGGACACUUCACCGAGGUUUCGGCAGAUUCAGACACUGCAUUCCUCAGCAGUAUGCGUGAAGUUGUAUUAAUAAGUGAGUG
Messenger RNA from Dissoconium aciculare CBS 342.82, 2654 nucleotides. Its product is annotated as SDA1-domain-containing protein. The transcript has a single exon. Lineage: Eukaryota; Fungi; Ascomycota; Dothideomycetes; Mycosphaerellales; Dissoconiaceae. The record is from RefSeq and is a predicted model, not a curated record. Bases 157 to 2439 code for a protein of 760 amino acids. Gene Ontology annotation, biological process: ribosomal large subunit biogenesis; ribosomal large subunit export from nucleus. Gene Ontology annotation, cellular component: nucleolus.